AAGAUAACCUCAGCACUGCUGUCGGACCAGAUGGUUGGAGGCUUUGUUUUUCUAUAGAACUUUUCUCCUUCGAUUAGAUUCUUUCUUCACUUUUCACUCACAAAACUUCACCUGUGGAAAUUCCUCAGUGUGGUGUGUGUCAGCAGGAUGGUGGUUGACUCAUGACGUAUCCAGCGAUGGCGUCCAGGUUCUCGCAGCGCCUGCUUGGCCUCCGCGCCAAACUGCUGCAGCGCUACGAACACGGGCCCUUCGUGCGGUGUCUGUCGGGUCUGUACGGCUGUCGCUGGAGGCGCUACGAGAGGAGCAGGGGUCAGCCAGAAGAUUGCUGCUGCAGCAAGCUGGAGGGAGCGUCGUUCGCCCUGCUGGUCGUCGCUUUCUGUCUGACGCUGCUCUUCCUCUACUUCUGGGGACAAGCAGAGAACGACUACAACGACUUUGACUGGUUUAACUUUGGUCAUUUGGGGUUCUGGUUCCCCUGGUCUGUGGUUCUGCUGGUCAUCUCUGCAGGGUUCUUCACCUACGUCACUGUGCUCAUGCUCCUGGCGGUGUGUUUACUGUCUGAGGGCCAGAAGCUUCAUUUACACUGGAGUCACAAGGUUGGGAUCCUGAUCAGCCUGAUCUUCUCUGUCGCAGCCACUGCGGUCUUAUCCGACCUGUGGGGAGAAGAAUGGACGACUCUGCUGCUUUCCUUCCAGGUGACGGCGCCGUACCUGCACCUCGGCGGCGUUCUGCUGAUGACAUCACUGGGCUGGCCUGUUGCUCUGCACGUCUUCCGCAUGAACAGCAGCGUGAGGCGGGGGCUGAUCGUGGGGGUUUACCUGUCCGUCCUGCUGACCCUCUACCUGGUUCCUCUGGGCUUGUACUCUCCCUGCAUCAAACAGAAAGGAACGCUGGGCCCCGCGCCGGCGCUGAUCGGCCACCGGGGGGCGCCGAUGCUCGCUCCAGAAAACACGCUGAUGUCGUUCGAGAAGGCGGUGGAAGCCGGAAGCGACGGCCUGGAGACGGACGUUGCAAUAAGCUACGACGGCGUGCCCUUCCUGAUGCACGACCACAACCUGCAGCGCACCACCAACGUCCAGGAGGUUUUCCCAAACCGGACCGGCGCCCCUGCUGCCACGUUCACCUGGAGCGAGCUGGAGGGCCUGAACGCCGGCUCCUGGUUCCUCUCCCAAAAUCCAUUUGGGACAGCCGGUUCGCUGCGGCAGGAGGAGCGGCAGCGAGCGGGAAACCAGUCGGUCUGCAGCCUGCAGGACUUCCUGCAGCUGGCGGGUCAGGCUCAGAAACUGGUGAUCUUUGACCUCUACCGCCCGCCCUACGGCCACCCGUACAGCAACAGCUGGAUCCAGCGAACCCUGGAUGUUCUCUACAAUGUGUCGUCCAUCCAGUCAUCGCAGGUUCUGUGGCUGCCGUCCGAUCAGAGAUCCUGGGUCCACCAGUCGGAUCCCGGCCUCCAACAGACGUCCGGGACUCGACUCCCUCUAGAGGAGCUGCAGCGUAACAACAUCGUCAGACUCAACCUGCCCUACAGCUCCAUGUCAGCCGAGCUCACCAGAGAGUAUUCAGCGGUGAACAUCAGCACCAACCUGUAUGUGAUCAGCCAGCCGUGGCUCUACUCUCUGGCCUGGUGCACUGGGGUCCACUCGGUCACCACCAACGCCCCCCAGCUGCUCCGGACCCUGGACUCCCCGCUCCUCCUCAUGAGUCCAGAAGAAUACAACCUGAUGUGGAUUCUCACCGACGUCCUCUCCUUCAUGCUGGUCGUCGCCAUCUUCUAUUUUCACAGGUGGCGGGAACGAAGACUGGCUUUCUGCUCGGACCGAGAAGUGAAGCAGGAUAACGACAGCUGCAGGCAAAACAAACCAGGUGACCUAAAAGUACAACUCAGCUAUCGGCGUUGUGUAUUAUUAUUCACUGUAUACUGUGCACAAAUAAUAGGCGAGUAUUUUGACCAUAUAAUAAAUUCUAGGCUUAUUUUCUAACUCCAAGCUGGAUAAAGUUGAAUCCUGAAUGGAUUUAAUCAUAGCUGCGUAUCUGUGUAAUGAGGUGUGGCCUACACAACUUCCUGCAUCAAGGUGAGCAGAACCAUUAGGCAACUUCUUUUCUUUAAUGGUUUAACUGAUUCUGAAGAGACAAAGAAGACCAAAGGUCUCUGAGGAUGAUUCAGUAUUCUUGAAAUUGCUGAGAUGUUGUGAUCACAGAACCAUCAAACGUUUUGUUGUUACAAAUAGUCAACAGGGUCUUAAGAAGCGUGCAGCAA
Molecule: messenger RNA, 2257 nt
Organism: Xiphophorus couchianus (Monterrey platyfish)
Lineage: Eukaryota; Metazoa; Chordata; Actinopteri; Cyprinodontiformes; Poeciliidae
Product: glycerophosphodiester phosphodiesterase domain-containing protein 5-like
Exons: 15
Coding region: 162-1979 (605 amino acids)
Biological process (GO): lipid metabolic process
Cellular component (GO): membrane
Molecular function (GO): glycerophosphodiester phosphodiesterase activity
Source: RefSeq, a predicted model, not a curated record